Messenger RNA from Pollicipes pollicipes, 1819 nucleotides. Its product is annotated as carboxy-terminal kinesin 2. Lineage: Eukaryota; Metazoa; Arthropoda; Thecostraca; Pollicipedomorpha; Pollicipedidae. Gene Ontology annotation, molecular function: microtubule motor activity; ATP binding; microtubule binding. Bases 16 to 1752 code for a protein of 578 amino acids. The record is from RefSeq and is a predicted model, not a curated record. Gene Ontology annotation, biological process: microtubule-based movement. The transcript is spliced from 10 exons.
UCCCAGGGCAACAGGAUGACAGGUGACACCGCAGGCCCCAAGCCGGCCGCCAAGCGACAGCCGUGGGAUCUGAAGGGUCGCUUGCAGGACAUGGAGCAGAACCUGAACAUGAAGAACAGCCAGCAUGAGGAGCUGAUGCAGCAGCUGCUGCUCACUCAGGAGCGCGUCUCCAAGAUGGAGACCGAGAAGCAGCAGCUGGAGGUGGGCGUCAAGGAGAAGGAGAUUCGCACGGUGGAGAUCCAGUCGGAGGUGGAUCGCGUGCAGCAGCUGCUGCGCCGACGCGAGGACGAGAUGGACGAGGAGCGCCGCCGGCUGAGCCGACAGCUGGCCGACCUUGAGGCGCAGCAGCAGACGACAGAGGCGGCGCGUGCCGCUCUCGAGCGCCAGCUGCGGGCGCUCGAGGCCGAGCUGCGUGCCAAGACGGACGAGGCCGCCGCGCUGAUGACGUCGGUGGGCCAGCUGACGGCCGCGCAGGCCACGGUGCAGGCGCAGCUGACGGCCGCCCAGCUGACCGUGCAGCAGCUGACGGCGGCGCGCGACCAGCUGAGCGAGACGCUGCAGCAGCGGGACGUCACCGUGGCCGAGCUGGAGGCCAAGAUCCGCUCGGAGGAGACGCUCCGGCGCCGCCUGCACAACCAGGUGCAGGAGCUCAAGGGCAACAUCCGCGUGUUCUGCCGCGUGCGGCCGCUGCUCGGCGACGAGGUGGCCGCCGCCGGCGGAGAGAUACAGCACAUACAAUUCACCGAUGAACGCUCCCUCGAGCUGGGCAAGGCCGGAGCCGCCUCUGCCAACGGCGCCGGCGCCGGCCUCAACGAGACGAUGAGCGGACGGCGCCGCGAGAGCGACGGCAAGGUCGGCUUCACCUUCGACCGCGUCUUCCCGCCGCGCGCCUCCCAGGCGGAGGUGUUUGAGGAGAUCUCCCAGCUGGUGCAGUCGGCCCUGGACGGCUACACCGUGUGCGUGUUCGCGUACGGCCAGACGGGGUCGGGCAAGACGCACACGAUGGAGGGUGGCCGCGACGAGCAGCUCGAGGGCAUGAUCCCGCGCGCCGUCCGGCAGAUCUUCCAGACGCGCGACAGUCUUGCUGAGAAGGGAUGGAGCUACACUCUGGAGGCCAGCUUCUUAGAGAUUUACAAUGAAACCAUCCGCGAUCUUCUGAACACAAGCAAGGAGAAGCCCACCUACGAGAUCCGCAUGGUGGAAAACAAGACUGGAAACAAGAACAAGGAGGUGUAUGUCACUAACCUCAAGGUGGUGACGGUGGCGGACGCGGCGGCCGUGGCCGCGCUGCUGGAGCAGGCGCGUCAGCAGCGCGCCGUCGCCGCCACCAACUGCAACGAGCACUCGUCGCGCUCGCACUCGGUUUUCACGCUGCGGCUGAGCGGACAGAAUCGGCUGACGACCGAGACCUGCCACGGCUCGCUGAACCUGGUGGACCUGGCCGGCUCGGAGCGGCUGAAGGAGUCCGGCUCGCAGGGCGACCGGCUCACCGAGACCAAGAACAUCAACAAGUCGCUGGCCAACCUGGGCAACGUCAUCAUGGCCCUGGGCAACAAGCAGGACCACGUGCCGUACCGCAACUCGAAGCUGACGCACCUGCUGCAGCACUCGCUGGGCGGCAACUCCAAGACCCUGAUGUUCGUGAACGUGUCGCCGCGCGAGGACUGCGCCUCGGAGACGCUCAACUCGCUGCGGUUCGCGUCCAAGGUGAACGGCUGCCACAUCGGCACGGCCACCCGUCGCACCAAGUGAAGCGCUCCGGCGGGCUGAGGCUCGGCGCCGCGCCGCCCCGCCGCACCGGCGGCUCGUCCGGCUGGCA